Messenger RNA from Myzus persicae (green peach aphid), 843 nucleotides. Its product is annotated as zinc finger BED domain-containing protein 1-like. Lineage: Eukaryota; Metazoa; Arthropoda; Insecta; Hemiptera; Aphididae. The record is from RefSeq and is a predicted model, not a curated record. The transcript has a single exon. Bases 1 to 843 code for a protein of 280 amino acids. Gene Ontology annotation, molecular function: protein dimerization activity.
AUGCUGGAUCGUUUUGUAGAAUUAGAAGAUUCCAUACGGGGAACUCUUGGCCUAUUAGACAACCCACCUCAAGGACUGACAUCAGAACAAUGGGUCAUCUCUAAACAACUAAUCCAAGUGUUACGUCCUUUUGAGGAAGCGACAACAGCAGUUAGUGGUAGCAAAUACAUGACUGCUUCCAUAAUUCAAAUUAUAGCACAAGGACUCAAGAAUGUUUGUGAGCUGAUGACUCAAAAACUCUUUUCAUUACCUGUUCAAAAUGUUUUACAAAAAUUAAUUAGUGGUAUGAGUCAUAGGGACAGAUGGGGGACAAUAGAACUAAGUAAAACAUUAAUUCAGUGUACCUUUUUAGACCCGAGGUUUAAAGAUGUUUCCCUUUCAACAUCAUUGAAACAAUCCACAAAAAACGACAUAGUUGAACUUACUGCUUCUAUAAUUUCUGCUAGCAGAGUCCCCAACAAUGCUGUUAGAGAAGAAAUUGAGUCCAUACCACAAGAACAUGAAAGUGAUAGUAAUAGAAUAUCUAUUUGGGACUCAACAGAUUCUAAAGUAGCACAAGUACAACCUAUGGGAACAGUUACGUCAAGGGCAUUAGUAGAAGUUCAACGGUAUUUAGAAGAGGCAAUCCAAAAUAGGAACAGUGAUCCUCUUAAAUGGUGGUUUGAAAACAAACAUAAUCAUCCUUACUUAAGUCAACUGGCCAGAAAUAUGUUAUGUGCUCUUGGAACAUCGGUACCAUGCGAAAGAGUUUUCUCCAAAGCGGGACAAGUUUUAAGUGAUCGACGCAGUAGUUUAAGCAGCAAAAAGGUGCAAAUGCUACUUUUCUUAAAUUAUAAUGAAUAA